GUUUUGUCAGAUUAGCUCCUCACAUGCUGCAAUUCACCUUCAGUGAAGCUCCUCCCACAAGAAACGCAUCAUCAGUGAAGCACCGCCCACAGUAAUUCAUCAAUAUAUGCUGGAAGAUUCCAACCUGUUUACAAGUGAAGACGAGUAUCAGAGCAUCAGGAAGAGCUGAAAUCUGCAAAGACUGAGUUUAUUAAAGAGGACAGAGAGAAGAUGAGAGAUCCAGAACCCUGCAGAAUUAAACAGACUGAAGAUACUGAAGAACAAACAGAGUUGAUUGAAGAAAUCGAUGAGAAUGAAGAACUGAGUGAAGUUGAGGAGAAAAAUCAUGUCAAACCUGGAGAAAAACCUUUGAGUUGCUCUCAAAUCAAACAGAAAGAUUUAAAGAAAAGAAGAGCCAAGAAAUCUUUCUCCUGCACUCAGUGUGGAAAGAGUGUCUCAAGCAAACCAAGUCUUGAGCGUCACUUGAAAGUUCAUACUGGAGAGAAACCGUUCAUUUGUGAUCAGUGCGGGAAGAGUUUCACACGAUCAGUACACCUUAAGGAGCACAUGAACAUCCACACUGGAGAGAAACUGCACAAGUGUUCACACUGUGAUAAGAGAUUCAGUCGGUCAACACAUCUGAAAACACAUGAGAGGAUCCACACUGGAGAGAACCUAUACACAUGUGAUCAGUGUGGGAAGAGUUUCACCAUAAACAAACUACUUACAGCACACAUGAGAGUUCAUACUGGAGAGAAACCGUUUACUUGUGAUCAGUGCGGGAAGAGUUUUGCACAAUUAUCACACCUCAAAGAACACAUGAACAUCCACACUAGAGAGAAACUGUACACAUGUGAUCAAUGCAACAAACUGUUUUUGAGAGCUCCACACCUGAAGCAGCACAUGAGAGUUCAUACAAAGGAGAAGCCACAUUCAUGUGAUUUGUGUGGAAAGAGUUUUUCACGUCUACAACGUUUGAAAGAACAUCAGAAAAUACACACUGGUGUGAGAGAGUACAUGUGCUUUAAGUGUGAAAAGACUUUUACUUCAGCGAGCAAUUUAAAACUGCAUGAGAGGAUCCACACUGGAGAGAAACCUUGCAAGUGUUCACACUGUGACAAGAGAUUCAUUCAUUCAGGAGCUCUGAAAACACAUGAGAGGAUUCACACUGGAGAGAAACCUUACAAGUGUUCACACUGUGACAAGAGGUUCAGUCAGUCAGGAGACCUGAAAAGACACGAGAGGAUCCACACUGGAGAAAAACCGUAUGACUGCACUGAAUGUGGAAAGUGUUUCAUUCAAUCAUCUUCUCUACACAGUCAUACAAAAAAAUAUCACAGUAAGUAGAUCAUCUUCAGAUCCAGCACUUACAGUUCUGAUGCUGCGUCCUCACCAAAUGCGACACAAUAAUGCAUCAAGCAAUAAUAUAUCAUCUGGAUAAAUCUGUCUUAACCAGCCAUAACAAGCAGCAUGACAAAGAAACAUUAACUAAAGUUUUCACAGUGAAUAAAGUUCAUCUUCAUUUUCAAAACCAGCAGAUUCAACUGAGAUUCAGAUCAACUCAAAUAUGGAGUUCCUCCUCAAAGAACAAUGUCAAAAAGUUGUAUUCUUGUAUUUAAUUUUGCUUCAUGAUAUAAAUUAUAUCAUUGUGCUUUCUUAUGAGUUUCAUAUCAUGUUCA
Onychostoma macrolepis is the source of this 1658-nucleotide messenger RNA. Its product is annotated as gastrula zinc finger protein XlCGF8.2DB-like. The record is from RefSeq and is a predicted model, not a curated record. The transcript has 2 exons. The coding region runs from base 211 to 1326 and encodes 371 amino acids. NCBI's taxonomy places the organism in Eukaryota, Metazoa, Chordata, Actinopteri, Cypriniformes, Cyprinidae.